Messenger RNA from Drosophila hydei, 2304 nucleotides. Its product is annotated as carboxylesterase 1F. Gene Ontology annotation, biological process: neuron cell-cell adhesion; synaptic vesicle endocytosis; modulation of chemical synaptic transmission. Bases 40 to 2130 code for a protein of 696 amino acids. The record is from RefSeq and is a predicted model, not a curated record. The transcript has 2 exons. Gene Ontology annotation, molecular function: signaling receptor activity; neurexin family protein binding. Gene Ontology annotation, cellular component: synapse; postsynaptic membrane; cell surface. NCBI's taxonomy places the organism in Eukaryota, Metazoa, Arthropoda, Insecta, Diptera, Drosophilidae.
CGCUUGCACAGUUUCAAGUUGACAAUCGAGCGAAACGCAAUGCGAAAGUUGGCGAAGCGGAACAUUUUGUGGCUGCUGCUGCUGCUGCACUUAGUUGCAGCAGCGUUAACCUUGACUGGGUCGGAAUCGGAGUUGGAGCCAGACUCAGAGUCAGUUUCACAUCGUCGCGUGAAGCGCAUUGUAGGUGGCAAGAGUGCCAAGCCGCCGCCAGUGGAUGAUCCGGUUGUGUUUGCACGGCUCUUCAAUCGAGAUACACGCAUCGAGGGCUUCCGGAACACCCGAACGGGCAUCUACAGCUUUCUGGGCAUGCACUAUGCGGAGCCCCCGAUUGGGCAGCUGCGCUACUCGCGGCCCGUCUAUAAGCGGCUCAGUGGGGAUAUAAAUGCCACGCGGCAUGGCCCGCCCUGCUUACAGCCGCAUCCGCAGCAACGGCAGCGUAUCAUCGGCGAGGAGAAUUGCCUGUUGUUGAAUGUGUACACGCCCCAGAUGCCGGACGAGACGACGGGAUUGCCCGUGUUUGUGUGGAUACAUCCAGGUGGCUUUCGCUUCGGCUCUGCGGCUCAAUACGAUGCCACGCCCAUGGCCCAGCAGGGGGCGAUUGUUGUGGCACCGCAAUACCGUCUCGGCUCGCUGGGCAUCCUCGGGGACGGCACCAAGGAGUUCGAUGGCAAUCUGGCCAUGUUCGAUCUGGCCACAGCUCUGCGCUGGGUGAACGACUAUAUCUCACAGUUUGGCGGCGAUCCCAAGAGGGUGCAGGCGAUUGGUCACGGCUCAGGUGCUGCCAGCGCCAUGUACCUGUCCAUGUCGCGCGCUGCUCGCAGCGCAGGCGAGGUUCACGGCGUGGUGGCCAUGUCGGGCACUGCACUCUCGCAAUAUGCCAUGGACAAGGAGCCGGUGCAGAGUGUCGAGGAGGUGGCCAAGAUUAACAACUGUCCCACUGGCAAUGAGCUGGAAAUUGUCAAAUGUAUGCGAGCGAAAUCCGCCAUGGAGAUCAUUCAGAACGAUGGCAAGGUGCAGACAGAGCGUCUGGCAGGACGCGCUUUGGUCAAGGGACUCACGGGCAACGCAGGCUUCCAGCCGCACAUUGAGGCAGAGGAUGACAAUCGUGCGCUGCCCAGCCUGAUAAUUGGCGAGCCGGAGAAGCAGCUACGCAGCGGCAACUACACGGGCAUUCCACUCCUGACCGGAGUGACCAAGCACGAGACGGCCAACUCGGUGACUGUGGACACGCUGAACAAGGUCUACGGCUCGGCCGAGAAGUUCCUGGGCUCACUGCAAGGUGCACUGCAGCAGCUGACGGGCUUUUUGCGCAUCGAUGAGCUUACAGGUGGCAUUGCGAAGCCCGUGUUACCUGGCUUAAGCAACGUGCUGACGCCCACGUUGCAGGAUGUGUGGAAAGUGCCGCAGGCACUGAACGUGGAUCAAGUGCUGGCCAAGGUGGUGGAGUCCACCACCGAUGUGCUAUUCAACCUGCCCGCCGUGCUCACGACACAGGUCUGGUCCAAGCUAGCACCUGCUUACAUGUACAGCUUCGAGUACAACGGCACCAAGUCGAAGGGCAUCAAUUUUCUGCACGGUCUGCCCAUCGUGGCGGAGCAGGCCAAGAGCAAGCCGGAGCUGGUGGCUCAUGGCGAUGAGCUGGGCUAUAUGUUCGAUGCGAAUGACAUCUUUGGCGAGCCGCUGCCGGAGACGCGGCUCACCGACGAGGACGAUCUGACGGUGCGCCGGAACUUAAUUGAUAUGUUGCUGCAGUUUGCCAAGCAGCAGGAUGGCCCGAAGGAUAGUGCGGGCGGAACCACAGCGAAACUCUUUCAGAGCAUCUCGGGCAAGGCCACGCCUUUUAUCAAGGUCAACACCCAGCUGGAGGCUGCCAGUGAUUUUCGCUUCUGCGAACUGUCCGUGCUGGGCGCCUCGCUGUCUCCCUUGACCUCCACGAGCUGCGCUGCCUUGGGCAGCGUGCUGGGCCAGCUGGGCGGCGGUCUAGGCCAGACGGUGGGCGGCGUGGGCAAGACAGUGGGCGGUGUCGGAAACACUCUGGGCCUGGGUGGCGUUGGCCAGUCACUUGGCCUCAAUGGCAACAAAAACAAUGAGAAUAAACGUGGCGGCGGUCUGGGCCUGGGUUUGCUUUAAGUUCUUAUUGCCAUCUCGAAUAAAGCCUGGUUGGUAUUGAUACAAGCUGCUGGUUGCUAUGAGCCGACGCUCAAUUAGCACAGCUCACACAGCUCGCUAAUCUCUCUAUUGACUUUGUGCCUCUGAAUUCCACCGAUAAGCAAAUUUCCGGCCAGCCGACGCGCAAAAUUUAAA